This is a messenger RNA of Truncatella angustata, 1236 nucleotides long. RefSeq lists its product as uncharacterized. The record is from RefSeq and is a predicted model, not a curated record. The transcript is spliced from 2 exons. Bases 115 to 933 code for a protein of 272 amino acids. NCBI's taxonomy places the organism in Eukaryota, Fungi, Ascomycota, Sordariomycetes, Amphisphaeriales, Sporocadaceae.
UCAUUUGCCUAGUGGAUGACACCAUUUCCCUACAAUAGAUUGGGAAUAACGUGGGGUUCAUCACUACAAGUUGACUACUUUUGUAUCCGGCGCACAGCAAAGUAGAACUCCACGAUGGGUCAACUUCCAUCAAAGCCCAAGAAGGGCGCUAAGUUCCGAGUUAUCGGUGCUGGCAUGUGCCGCACUGGUACGAAGACUUUGAAUGAGGCCCUGAGCAUCCUUUGCGAUGGUCCCUGCCACGAUUCUGGUAUUCAAUCUCUCGGUGGCAGCCCGCACGAGAUAAAGACAUGGUUGGAUGUCAUGACCCUUGCACCCCAGCAGAACACCAAGGAGGAUGAAGAGCAAAUGGAUCACCUGAUCCGUUCGCUUUUCGAUGGCUACGUAGCGACCAUGGACUGCCCGGCUGCGACCCUCGUCCCCGAGAUCAUGCGGGCUUACCCUGAUGCUGUGGUUGUCGCGACGACACGUGAACAGGCGUCUUGGUGGAAAAGCAUGAAACACAUGAAUGGUUUGAUGUCUAACUGGUAUCUGCCCUUGGUGGUCAUGUGGCUGAGGAAGGCUCAAGGUUAUGGGGAAUGGGGUUCCAAGUUCCAAGCACUCAGCAAGUGGAGGUAUGGCUCCGAAGGUAUCCGUGAGCCAACCAAGGCGAUCCAUGAGGAGCAGCUGAAGCAAGUUGUGCCACCAGAGAAGCUAUUCUGGUACAAUGUUAGUGAGGGUUGGGAGCCGCUAUGCAAGAUUCUGAAUGUCCCAGUACCGGAUAGGCCCUUCCCGCACAAUAACAGCAAGCUCGAGGCAGAGAAGACCUGGCAAAGGCAUAUUAUCUGUGGUUCCGGGUCAUGGCUCUUUGUAUUGGGUCUCCUCACCUGGGCUUUAUAUUAUGCCAACAUUUACAUGAACGAGAUGUCGGAUGAGCCUCAGGUGGCAGAGGUAUAAACAGCCGAUUCCUGAUCGCAUCAUUUGUAUUUAAGAGCUGCAACAUGUAAAUAGUUCUGGGUCCGGGUUAUUCGUAAUAUCCUACAUGCCGAUCUUGUUCAUCAGAAAGCAACCCAACCAAACACCUAUUACACAUAUAUUCGUAUUAAUUCCAGAUGCGACCUCAAACAGCUGCAAACCAAAUGAGAUCGACAGCUAUUGCAGAGCAUAGAGUUGUUUAGGCUGGCCGUUGGAACACGAGCUGAACUUCCACCAUCCGCCGUGCCAUGAGCCACCAAUGUUGGUCAACCCCCAUUUGAUCGG